Messenger RNA from Chilo suppressalis (striped riceborer), 1546 nucleotides. The record is from the annotation of a GenBank genome assembly. NCBI's taxonomy places the organism in Eukaryota, Metazoa, Arthropoda, Insecta, Lepidoptera, Crambidae.
GAUUGGCUAUUAUCUAUUAGGUGGAAGUGUUGUGGGCGCGAGGAGGCGACAUCGGUUCCGGUACAAUCGGUCUAUGAUAACCUUUCUAUCCUCUUUCUGUGUUCUGUGGUCGACGAUACCAGUUGAUGUGCCUGUGAUUGGCCUAUGACACAUUGUACAACGGUCAUCGACGGCCAAUUUGAAGCGAACUAAAUAUCAACGUAGAUUUUUAUGCCAUUCAGUUGAAGGAUGAGCAUUUCUCGGAAUACCUGUCGCUGAUGCGCGAGCGAGACGCACGAUACACCCUUUACUUCGAGAACGUUGGACUACAUAUGAAGCUGAAAGAGCUGGACGGUAGUUCGCACUGCGUGGAUAGCAGCGGAGAUCCUGUGGUGCUUAGAAUUGCGCUCGAGCGCUGCAGAGAGCAGUUAACACGGACCCAACGCGAGCUGAAGAAAACGGCGGACGAGUACGCGGAGACUGUUCCUCGCCGCGAUUACGAUGUCGCAUCCGCGCAGCUGCACGACCAGACGCAAGCCGUGGAAUCGCUGCGGAAGGAGCUGGAGGCAUUGCAGGAAACUCACAAACGAACCUUGGCCUUGAAGAAAGGUGUGGAGGAAGAGUUGCUUGAGAUCCAGGAGCGAUGCAACGAACUGGAGCGCUCCGGCACCCCUCGCCCGCAGUGGGAGCUGUGCGCUGACUUCAUCGGAGGCGGCAGAGAUAGAUGGUGGCAACUGGCGAGUGGUUUGUCAUCCCGGGACGUCCUCAGGGUACUGUUGAAGGAGCUAGGUCCGGCGGCCGAAAGUGAACAGUUGGAGUACUUCGAAGGACUUGGUAAAGACCCCAUGAUACCGCCGUACCUACGCUACGAGGGCAAGGUGCGCAACCUGCGCCUGUCGCGGCGCGAGGUGAGCGUCAUCAUCAACGACAUCUGGCUCGCCAAGCUGGAGCACGCCCGCCACCUGCCCAUGCAGGACUACGUCACCAACUACUUUGAGGAUCGAUACCAGCAGCCUUCAGUCCGGGCGGAGUGGGCGUACAACCUGUGCGCUGGCGCGGAACAGAUGCUGGACGAACCGCAGGUUAAGCUGUUCUGGGGAGUGCUGCAUGGACACCUCAGUGAGGACAUCUACUGGACGCAGCGCCGACACUGGCUCGCGCUCAAGGACGCGCUCUACAGGCACAGUCGGGACAAGGAGACAACAACAGCCGAAGAGUUCGAGAAAUGUGCCAAGGCAGUGUUUCCAUUAAAGAGCGAAGUGGACAUCAAGAACCUCAUGGACGUGGUGCGUAAGCAGCUCAAAUUGAAGAUCAACCAGAAUGAGAUCAACUUGGACAAACUGUUCCAAGAGGUGUGCUCAGUACCCUUAUCACGAACCAAUAUUGAAUUCGAAUAGAUUGCGAGUCCGUUAUAUUUAGUUAAUAUAAUAUAAUAUCCAUAAUUAUAUUUAUGGCUUCCGGUAAAAAAAUCACGUUAAAACAUUUAAUUAUUAAUAUCUCUCUUUAACUUUUCUUUAUAUCUAACUAGCUGAUACCGAACUUCGUACCGCCAAAAAGUCGAUGAAUG